Molecule: messenger RNA, 939 nt
Organism: Paramuricea clavata
Lineage: Eukaryota; Metazoa; Cnidaria; Anthozoa; Malacalcyonacea; Plexauridae
Source: the annotation of a GenBank genome assembly
AUGGACAAGUGGGAAAACGAUCUUUCGAACGAUGUUUAUUCGAUCGAAGAAGAAAGUGAACUUUAUUUCAGUACGAUUUCGUUGCCUGCGGCAUCACAAACCUCGCAAAUCCAAAGUACCUCGCAAAAUAAGCAAAGUAUCCAGACUCCCACUGAGCCUGAGAUCGAACCUGAGACUAUACCUGUGUCAAGUAUUGAAAAUAACCCAGCAAACAAAAUAUCUGAAGCCCCACAAGUCUCUCCCAUUUCAGUAGAAUCUGGUCAAAAUACAAUAAAUACGAAUUUAUCCUCCCCGACAACACCUUGCCCCUUUGACGCAUGGCUAGACGAUUUGGUAGAGUUUAAAGAAACUGUUUUGCCCAAAUCAUCUCAAAGUGUUUCCGUAGCUGACCCACUUUAUAAAUUAGAAGCGAGUAAAGAUAUACCGACCAUCAAACUUCCCAAAUUCAGUGGAAACGCGCUCUUCUAUGCCGAUUUUAUUGAUCGAUUCAAAAUUCAUAUUCAUGACAAACCGCACUUGACAGAUGACAUGCGAAUGAUUCAAUUAAAAAUGCACGUUACCGGAGACGCAGAACGCGCGAUUUCGGGACUUGGGUCCAAGGGUGUUAUGUAUGCGACAGCAUUGAAGAUUUUUAAGGAACAAUUUGGACAGCCAAGUACUAUAGCUCGUUCUUUGGUAAAUCAACUUACCAAGGGAGACAUGAUUCAACGUAACGAUAGACGCGCGCUUCGAGAACUUUCGAUAGACUUAGUUAAUUGCGUAGCAACCAUGCAUCAAGUCAAGUACUUCGCUGACGUCAACGCCAGUGACAACCUCCGAAAGAUAGUAAUGAGAUUACCGGAUUAUCUCAUUCCGAAAUGGAAAGGCGUAGUAAUCGAUAUUAGAGAGAAACAAAGAUCCCCUACGAUUGAAGAUAUUAGUACCUUUUUGGGAAAAUAA